AUGGUCUUUGUUCGUCUGGCCAACUUGUACAACAAGAUAGGUAAACUCAGUGAGUCCAAAUCAUAUUGUGAAAAUGCUAUCAAGAUUUAUUCGAAGCCGCUUAAAGGGGUCCAGCCAGAGGAGAUCGUAAGCGGUUUGGUGGAUAUUUCGGCAAUUUACGAGCCCAUGGACGAGCCAGAAAAGGCGCUCGAGCUGCUGCAGAAAGUGGUGGAUUUGUAUGGGAAUGCUGCAUAUGGGUUCACGUGCGUGCAGAUUUCGCGAUUCAACGAGGCUGCUGAUUUGUUUGAGGAAGCCAGAGAUAUUCUGGAGGCCGAAUGUGGGCCCUACCAUGCUGACACCCUAGGGGUCUACAACAAUCUUGCUGGAACUUAUGAUGCAAUGAGAAGGCUGGCGAAGCUACUGAAAGAAACAGGAUUGGAAUGGAGAAGGAAAUCCAGAUCACUCGAGACCUUACUCGACAGGCACAAUAUAACCACGUUAUUCGAUGUUCAAGAGUCGUGA
Molecule: messenger RNA, 501 nt
Organism: Striga hermonthica
Lineage: Eukaryota; Viridiplantae; Streptophyta; Magnoliopsida; Lamiales; Orobanchaceae
Source: the annotation of a GenBank genome assembly